This is a messenger RNA of Mesoplodon densirostris (Blainville's beaked whale), 2969 nucleotides long. RefSeq names its product aryl hydrocarbon receptor (gene AHR). Gene Ontology annotation, molecular function: transcription cis-regulatory region binding; nuclear receptor activity; protein dimerization activity. The transcript is spliced from 11 exons. Gene Ontology annotation, cellular component: aryl hydrocarbon receptor complex; nucleus. The coding region runs from base 87 to 2612 and encodes 841 amino acids. NCBI's taxonomy places the organism in Eukaryota, Metazoa, Chordata, Mammalia, Artiodactyla, Ziphiidae. Gene Ontology annotation, biological process: regulation of transcription by RNA polymerase II. The record is from RefSeq and is a predicted model, not a curated record.
CCGCCGUCGUCCCGGUCGCCGCCGGGUCCCGGGAACCGGGCUGUCCGCGCCCGCGCCCGGGGAGGAGCCGCCGCCAGCCGGGCACCAUGAACAGCAGCAGCGCCAACAUCACCUACGCCAGUCGCAAGCGGCGGAAGCCGGUGCAGAAAACUGUCAAGCCAGUCCCAGCUGAAGGAAUCAAGUCAAAUCCUUCAAAGCGGCAUAGAGACCGACUUAAUACGGAAUUGGACCGUUUGGCCAGCCUGCUGCCUUUUCCACAAGAUGUUAUUAAUAAGCUGGACAAACUUUCAGUUCUUAGGCUCAGUGUCAGUUAUCUCAGAGCCAAGAGCUUCUUUGAUGUUGCAUUAAAGUCCACCCCAGCUGACAGAAAUGGAGGCCAGGACAACUGUAGAACAAAAUUCAGAGAAGGCCUGAACUUGCAGGAAGGAGAAUUCUUACUGCAGGCACUGAAUGGCUUUGUAUUGGUUGUCACUACAGAUGCUUUGGUCUUUUAUGCUUCUUCUACUAUACAAGAUUACCUGGGGUUUCAGCAGUCUGAUGUCAUCCAUCAGAGUGUGUAUGAACUGAUCCAUACUGAAGACCGAGCUGAAUUUCAGCGCCAGCUGCACUGGGCAUUAAACCCUUCACAGUGUCCAGACUCUGGACAAAAAAUUGAUGAAGCUAAUGGCCUCUCACAGCCAGCAGUCUAUUAUAACCCAGACCAGGUUCCUCCAGAGAACUCUUCGUCUAUGGAAAGGUGCUUCGUUUGCCGACUAAGGUGUCUGCUGGAUAAUUCAUCUGGUUUUCUGGCAAUGAAUUUCCAAGGGAGAUUGAAGUAUCUUCACGGACAGAACAAGAAAGGGAAAGAUGGAUCAAUACUUCCACCUCAGUUGGCUUUGUUUGCAAUAGCUACUCCACUGCAGCCACCAUCCAUACUUGAAAUCCGAACCAAAAAUUUCAUCUUUAGAACCAAACACAAGUUAGACUUUUCACCUACUGGUUGUGAUGCCAAAGGAAGAAUUGUUUUAGGCUAUACUGAAGCAGAGCUAUGCAUGAGAGGAUCAGGAUAUCAAUUUAUUCAUGCUGCUGAUAUGCUUUAUUGUGCUGAGUACCAUAUCCGGAUGAUUAAGACUGGAGAGACUGGCAUGAUAGUGUUCAGGCUUCUUACGAAAGACAAUCGAUGGACUUGGGUGCAGUCAAAUGCACGCUUAGUUUAUAAGAAUGGAAGACCUGAUUAUAUCAUUGCAACUCAGAGACCUCUAACAGAUGAAGAAGGAACAGAGCAUCUACGAAAACGAAAUAUGAAGUUGCCUUUUAUGUUUACCACUGGAGAAGCUGUUUUAUAUGAGGUAACCAACCCUUUUCCUCCCAUAAUGGAUCCCUUACCAAUAAGGACUAAAAAUGGUGCUGGUGGAAAAGAUUCUGCUACCAAGUCAACUCUAAAUAAGGAUUCCCUCCUGAAUGCCAUGAUGCAACAAGAUGAAUCUAUUUAUCUCUAUCCUGCUUCAAGUAGUACACCUUUUGAAAGAAACUUUUUCAAUGACUCUCAGAAUGAGUGCAGUAAUUGGCAAAACAAUGUUGCACCAAUGGGAAGUGACAGUAUCCUGAAACAUGAGCAGAUUGGCCAGUCUCAGGAGAUGAACCCAACACUCUCUGGAGAUCACGCAGGGCUCUUUCCAGAUAAUAGAAAUAGUGACUUGUACAGCAUUAUGAAACACCUAGGCAUUGAUUUUGAAGAUAUCAAACACAUGCAACAGAAUGAGGAAUUUUUCAGAACUGACUUUUCUGGUGAAGAUGACUUCAGAGAUAUUGACUUAACAGAUGAAAUUCUGACCUACGUUGAAGACUCUUUAAAUAAGUCUGCCUUGGGGUGUUCAGGUUACCAUCAGCAACAGUCCAUGGCUCUGAACCCAAGCUGCAUGGUACAGGAGCACCUCCAGUUAGAACAGCAAGAGCAGCUACAGCACCAUCCGAAGCACAUAGCAGUGGAGCAGCAGCAACAGCUGUGUCAGAAAAUGAAGCAUAUGCAAGUUAAUGGCAUGUUUGCAAACUGGAACUCUAACCAAUCCGUGCCUUUUAAUUGUCCUCAGCAAGACUUGCAGCAGUACAAUGUCUUUUCAGACUUACCUGGGACCAGUCAAGAGUUUCCCUACAAAUCUGAGAUUGAUACUAUGCCUUACGCACAGAACUUUAUUCCCUGUAGUCAAUCUGUGUUGCCGCCACAUUCUAAGGGUACACAGUUAGACUUUCCCAUUGGGGAUUUUGAACCAGCCCCAUACCCUACAACUUCUUCUAAUUUAGAAGAUUUUGUCACAUGUUUACAAGUUCCUCAAAACCAAAAGCACGGACUCAAUCCACAGUCAGCCCUACUAACUCCUCAGACAUGUUACGCCGGGGCUGUGUCCAUGUACCAGUGCCAGCCGGAAGCUCAGCACAGCCAUGUGGCUCAGAUGCAGUACAACCCAACAAUGCCAGGCCCGCAGGCAUUUUUAAACAAGUUUCAGAACGGAGGAGUCUUAAAUGAAACCUAUCCAGCUGAAUUAAACAGCAUAAAUAACACUCAGCCCACCGCCCAUCUUCACCCGUCAGAAGCCAGACCUUUCCCUGACCUGACAUCCAGUGGAUUCCUGUAAUUCCAAGCCCACUCUUCAUCUUGGUUUUUUGAUUAAAUUCGUUUGUGAAACAUCAUUAGGGGGUAAUAAAACUGUCAUUGUUGGAUGUUAGCAAGUUCACGUGGAGGCAUCGAUGUAUGUAGUUCUGUUACUCCAAACCAAAUUUUAAUGAUUUUAUAAGAGGAGUUAAUUACAUAUAUUACCAUCAUUAAAAUAGAAAGUAUGCUGCCACAGAGGAGUGAAAUAAUCUACACUUUAUAGUAUUCUGAGAUACCACAGAAUAUACAAAACUUAUUCAGGGGGACAUUAUGACACUUUUAAAUAAGAAAAUUUUCUCUGUUGGAAUUAUUUCUGUCAGAAUAAAAUGAAAUACUUCGA